Chanos chanos (milkfish) is the source of this 2499-nucleotide messenger RNA. RefSeq names its product protocadherin gamma-A11-like. The record is from RefSeq and is a predicted model, not a curated record. Gene Ontology annotation, cellular component: plasma membrane. The transcript is spliced from 2 exons. Gene Ontology annotation, molecular function: calcium ion binding. The coding region runs from base 1 to 2499 and encodes 832 amino acids. Gene Ontology annotation, biological process: homophilic cell-cell adhesion. NCBI's taxonomy places the organism in Eukaryota, Metazoa, Chordata, Actinopteri, Gonorynchiformes, Chanidae.
AUGGUGACUGUCUUAUCCAUUGCCUCUAUCAGUUAUGGAGAUUUGAGCUACUCUAUUCCUGAGGAAACAAAAAUUGGAUUUGUGAUUGGAAAUAUUGCAGAAGAUGUUGGAAUCGUCCAAAGGGCCAUAUCGACGCGCAAAGCUCGUCUGAAUAUUGUGGGCAGCCGUAAACGAUACUGUAAAAUUAAUUCGGAGUCUGGGAACCUAAUCGUCGCUGAGAGAAUAGACCGGGAACAGCUUUGUGGACCGAAGACGUCUUGCUUUCUGAAUUUUGAAAUGGUUCUGGAGAAUCCCCUGGAAUUACAUCGCAUUACUGUCCACAUAAAAGAUAUUAAUGAUAAUUCACCCAUGUUUGCAACAGAUAUAAUUAAAUUUGAGAUAAGCGAGUCGGCUGAUAAAGGAGCUCGUUUCGCUGUCGGUGAAGCUCAUGAUGCUGAUAUCGGAGUAAACGAUGUUCAAAGUUAUUCAUUACAGACGAACGAACAUUUUCUAUUUGAAAUGCACAGUGAUUCCGGUGGAGGGAAAUAUGGCGAGUUAGUGUUAGAAAAGGAGUUAGAUCGUGAACAGCAGCAAGAGGUUAAAUUAAUACUCACCGCUACUGAUGGAGGCAUUCCACAGAGAUCGGGCACUGUAGUCAUACUCGUCACUGUGCUUGAUGCUAAUGAUAAUGUUCCAGUUUUUAGCCAGGCUGUUUAUAGAGCCAGUUUACCUGAAAAUCGUCCAGUUGGGACGGAAGUGGUUAGUGUAAGUGCCACUGAUGCAGAUGAAGGUGCAAACGGUCACGUGACGUAUGACUUUGUUCGAAUCUCUGAUGAGGUGAGUAAACUGUUUGCCCUUGAUCAGACAACCGGGGCUAUAGUAUUAUGUAGUUCUCUAGAUUUCGAGGAGGAAAUAUCUUAUGACUUGAAGGUUCAAGCAAAAGACGGCUCUGGACUUGUUUCAUUUUCUAGUGUUAUAGUCGAAGUCAUCGACGUUAACGACAAUGCUCCUCAAAUAUUCGUUCAGUCAGACACUCACUACAUCUCUGAAAAUGCUCCACCUGGUACAGAGGUGGGUAUAAUAAAUUUGCAAGAUAAAGACUCGGGUGCUAACGGUCAGGUACAUUUCUCCAUUCAGUCCAACGUUCCUUUCAAGCUGAACCCAUCAAUUAAAAAUUAUUAUUCCCUUGUAACUACAGCUGAACUUGAUCGUGAACUUGUGCCACAAUAUAACAUAACGAUCACUGCAGCUGAUGAGGGCACACCACCUUUAUCUUCAGCCAAGACAAUUCACUUAAUAUUAUCAGACGUUAACGACAAUCCACCUGAAUUUGAAGAGCUGUCCUACAGCGCUUUUGUGACAGAGAAUAAUAAACCAGGAACCUCCAUUUGUUCUGUUACAGCCCGAGAUCCAGAUUUCAGGCAAAAUGGUACAGUGUUCUAUUUUUUGGUGUCAAGUGAGGUGCAAGGUGUACUCCUAUCUUCGUUUUUGAGCAUUAACGGAGACACAGGUGUUAUACGUGCUGUGGCGUCGUUUGAUUAUGAGAAAUUCAGAAGCUUUACUUUUCAAGUUUUGGCCAGAGACAGCGGUUCUCCUCCACUCAGCAGUAACGUGACUGUGCACAUCUUCAUAACUGAUGAAAAUGACAACUCUCCGCAGAUAUUAUACCCCGCUCCAGAGGAUAAGUCUUUUAUGACUGAGGUUGUACCUAAAGCUGUUCUGUCUGGCUCUCUAGUCUCCAAGGUGAUCGCUGUGGAUGCUGACUCCGGACAGAAUGCUUGGCUAUCUUAUCAGAUUGUUAAAUCUACUGAUCCGGGACUUUUCACAAUCGGUGUUCACAGUGGAGAGAUAAGAGCACGGCGAGACAUUUCUGAAUCUGACAGCACUAAACAGAACCUUAUCAUCUCAGUGAAAGACAAUGGAAAUCCACCUUUAUCUACAACAUGCACAGUAUUUUUAAUUAUUUCAGAUGAUCUUGCGGACGUUCCAGAACUAAAAGACAUGCCUUAUGAGCAGAGUAGUUCAAACUUGACUUCGUAUUUGAUUAUUGCCCUGGUGUCAGUUACUACACUUUUCAUGUCGUUUAUAAUACUCAUCUUUGCUGUGAGGUAUUGUCGCAGAGGAAAGCCAAGACCGAUUUUUGAUGGAGCAGUCGCCAUCCCAAGCGGUUAUUUACCAAAAAACUAUGCAGAAUUCGAUGGAACUCUCCGCAGUUCUUGCAAUUAUGACGCAUACUUAACGACCGGCUCACGUACCAGUGAUUUCAAAUUCUUAAGCUCCUACAACGAGAACACGAUGCUCACAGAUCAAACGCUGAAGAUGAAUACAAACUGUCCUAUUGGAAAAAGUGAACUGUGCCCCGGUGUUGUUGAGGAAUCCGUUGAGUUUCCGGAGACUGCACAGAGUGUCGCUCUUGACCAACACUCAGUAAGAGUUUGUCAUUGCACUUAUCUGGUAUGGGAGGAGCAGAACGGUAUUGAAAUGGUGGAAAUAGCGCGGUUCGUCGCUGGCAGUAUUUGA